AUGCCAUCUCACACUCAAACAUCCCCCUCGUACGGCUCAUCCUCCAAGAAGCCCGUCUGCUACGCUGGCUCCACUGAAGUCACCCAACCCGAGUGUUCCGGCACGAGUGACAAUAUCAUCCUCGCUCUCUUCAAACAUUUGAGCGGUGAGCAAUUCGCCCCUGUGUUUGUGGUGACAGUGCUCAAUUUCCUGGCAUUCUGGGCGGGUCUCGUUGAUAGUGGAAAGGUACUCUUCUCUUUCAAGGGGUUGAUGAAGGCUAUUUUGUUGAAAUUCUUUGUGGGUCUCAUUUUGGGUGGUGACGUAGGCAUCACUAUCCCAGGGGUGCUGCUGAAUUGUUUUGGCAAUUUCUGGACGGGUCAAAUUGUUGGUGCGUUGGUGCUCUGA
Molecule: messenger RNA, 384 nt
Organism: Letharia columbiana
Lineage: Eukaryota; Fungi; Ascomycota; Lecanoromycetes; Lecanorales; Parmeliaceae
Exons: 1
Coding region: 1-384 (127 amino acids)
Source: RefSeq, a predicted model, not a curated record